This is a messenger RNA of Cynara cardunculus var. scolymus (artichoke), 3582 nucleotides long. Its product is annotated as pentatricopeptide repeat-containing protein At4g19220, mitochondrial. The record is from RefSeq and is a predicted model, not a curated record. Bases 1 to 2757 code for a protein of 918 amino acids. Gene Ontology annotation, molecular function: protein binding; RNA binding. Gene Ontology annotation, biological process: RNA modification. The transcript has a single exon. Lineage: Eukaryota; Viridiplantae; Streptophyta; Magnoliopsida; Asterales; Asteraceae. Gene Ontology annotation, cellular component: intracellular membrane-bounded organelle.
AUGAUUCGAUGGGCUUGUAAAUUCGUAGCUUUGAAAACCACUCUUUCUUCAUUCCCUCUUAAGAUCACUCCAUUUUUCAUAUGCAACAAUCACUUGCUGUUCGAUUUGCCCAGAUUUUGUCAUGGGUCCUGCCACCCGUUCGAUGAAAUGCCUCAAAGAACCCCAGGUCAUUCGUCUGUUGGGUUUUUUGAUGUUCUUGAUCUUGUUGAGAUUUGUAAAGUGACACCCAAUGUAAGAAAUGUAGGGAAUGUUCACGUCUUGGCAGUUAAGGUUGGUGUUCUUGCUCAUCUGCCCACUUCCACCUCUCUCGUUAUGGCUUAUGCUCGAGCUGGACAUUAUCGUUCUUCUGUGGCAGUUUUUAAUGAGAUUUCUUUUAAAGAUGUAAUAAUUUGGAAUGCAAUGAUGACGGGUUCAAUAGAAAACGGGAGAUUUAGAGAUGCAGCAAGUGUCUUUGUUCAAAUGUUGAGAGAAGGGAUCAAGUUUGAUUCUGUAACUCUUGUGAUUGCCAUUUCAGCCUUGUCAAGAAUCACAUAUAGAUUGGCAUAUCUACAGGCUGUUCACAGUUUCGGCUUAAAGGAGGGUUUGCUUUUGGACUGCGAUCUGUAUAAUGCUCUUAUUAAUGCGUACGCUAGACGCGGUGACUUGGGUUCCUCGGAGCGUGUGUUUCUUGAAACAGAUGUUAAAGACAGAAUUUCAUGGAACUCUAUGAUCAGUGGUUGUCUAAGCAAUGAUCAUCCUGAGAAAUCUUUAUGGUAUUUCAAGAAGAUGGUUUCGUGUGGAAAACAAGUUGAUAAUGUGGGAUUAUCGUGUGCUAUUGCAUCAUCAACUUGUUUGCUAGAUUCGCAUAUUGGUAACAUCGUUCAUGGGUUGGGGAUAAAACUUGGAUACGAUGAGAGCCCUCAUGUUUCUGUACUGAACGCUCUUGUUUCCUUCUACUCUAAGUGUGGAGAUAUCAAUGCUGCGUACACUGUCUUUAGAGGGAUAUACGCCAAGGAUUUGGUUUCUUGGAAUACUAUGAUUAACGGGUUUGCUUCAAACGGGAUGAUUCUUGAAGCAUUUCAUCUUCUUAGGGAAAUGCAGUUUAGAGGAUCAGUCGAACCAGAUACAGUAACAAUACUUGCUGUGCUUUCACUAUGUGCAGAAUCGAUGCUUUUAAGAAAGGGAAAGGCGAUUCAUGGAUUCGUUACAAGAAGAUUACGUGGAUCAGACCUGUUGUUGAUUAACUGUCUUAUGAACAUGUACUCUAAAUGCACCAAAAUGGCCGAAGCUGAGAGUUUAUUCGUAUCUAUACGCGAUAAAGACUUGGUUUCUUGGAAUACAAUGAUCUCUGGAUAUGCCCAAAAUGGUGAGUCAAGAUUUGCUCAAUUUUUGUUCAAGAAACUGCUGUAUCAGUCUUUGGAUUGCACUUUGUCAACUGUUCUAGCAGUUCUAUGUUCUUGCAAUUCGCCUAACUUUCUCCGAUUUGGGAAAUCGCUACAUAGUUGGCAACUGAAAUUGGGGUUCUCAAACAAUAUUCUUGCGGUUAAUUCCCUACUGUGCAUGUACACCAAUUGUGGAGACCUGAAAGCUUCUUACAUGUUGUUACUAAGUGUUUCGACAGUCGCAGACACUGCUUGUUGGAACGCGAUGAUCGCAGGCUGCACACAAAACGGAUAUUUCAUAGAGGCUUUAGAGACUUUCAAACUGAUGAGAGGAGAAGAACAUGCCAAACACGACUCUGUUACCCUUGUAAGCGUCAUUUCAGCUUGUGGAAACCUUGAAUUGGUAUUUCAUGGGAAACUGGCUCAUGGGUUCGCUCUGAAAACUUCGGUUGAUGGAGAUGUUCGUGUAAGGAAUGCUUUGAUUACGAUGUACGGAAGAUUGGGCGACGUUGACAGCGCAAUGAUCAUGUUCGAAUUGUGUUGCAAUCGCAAUCUUUGUUCAUGGAAUUGCAUCAUUUCUGCGCUCUCUCAGAACAAAGAAGCUAAAACAGCAAUACAUUUGUUUCAAAAUCUGGAUUUUGAACCUGAUGAGAUCACAAACGCUACAAUUCUCUCUGCCUGUACCCAACUUGGAACAAUCAGAUAUGGAAAACAGAUCCAUGGACAUAUCUUGAGAUCCGAUUUUCACCGAAACUGUUUCAUAGUUUCCGCUCUUGUCGACAUGUACAGCAACUGCGGGAGGUUAGACAUGUCCAUCCGUAUAUUCCAUACGUCACCACAAAAGACUGUUGCAAGUUGGAAUUCUAUGAUUUCUGCAUACGGGUUUCACAGCGAAGGCCAAAAGGCCAUCGAGAUGUUUGAAGAAAUGAUAAAGUCUGGAGAAAUCCCGACGAAAACCACUUUUAUCAAUUUGUUAUCAGCUUGUGCUCAUUCGGGACUAGUCGACGAAGGCCUCACGUACUAUGCUCGUAUGUUUGAUGGAUUUGGCAUAGAACCUGUCACCGAGCAUCAUGUUUGUGUGGUUGAUAUGUUGGGUAAAUGUGGAAGGCUAACCGAGGCUUAUGAAUUUAUAGAGAGGAUGCCGGUGAGACCAGAUCAAGGCGUUUGGGGAGCAAUGCUGAGUUCGUGUAAUUAUCAAGGAGAUCUUGAGAUGGGGAAGAAGGUAGCAGAUAUUCUUUUCGGUUUGGAACCUAAAAACGCUGGAUACUAUGUUUCAUUAGCGAAUGCAUAUGUUGCUGCUGGAAGUUGGAGUGAUGCAGUGAAGCUAAGAACGUUUGUGCAAGAUGUGAGGUUAAAGAAACCAGCAGGUUACAGUCUCGUUGAUGUUGGUUCGUGAUGACUUCAUAGGUAAGUCGCUAAACCUUGUUAAUUAUAACGAGUUAACGACACCCUGUGUCGGGCUCCAACUGUGAUUUUUAGAGUUUCGUAAAGAAAAUAUAUGAAUCAACAAUCAACUUGUGAUAGAUUUCACCAUGGUCUUUAUGGAAAAACCUCAUAAGAAACAUAUAGUGAGUCUGCUUGCAUACACCUCAACUAAUUCCAUGGUCUCCUGCAUGUUUACGUUUUCAUAAAUCCUUACGAAGCGUGCCAGAAAUCUUUUGGUGGUGCUGAGUUAGUCAUACAUGCUCUAACUCUUGUUUAUUUAUUUAUUGCUUCGAUCGUCAUACAUUAGUCUUUAUUCCUUCUACUUGUUUGUUCACACACUUGCAAAAAUCGAGGGUUUUCAUAAAACAACCGCUCUAACCUUUACGGAUAAAGGUCACAUUUGCAUACAUCGUACCCCAAAUGCUAUUUUUCAUACACCUUGUUUUGAGAUCUUCACCGUGGUCUUUAUGGACAAGACUUCAUAUAUAGAAUUAAGAAACAUCUCAACCAUCAAAACAAAACAAAGAAAGAAAAACACUCAUUUAACUCAAAGCGGAUGAAUGGAAAUGAAAAACCAAAUGGACCCAACAUAUCUCACUUGGAAGUAAGGUCUGAACAGUGGGAUAUAUAUAGGCCCGUUCUCCACCCCAAAGUGUAACGCUACUAGGAAACUUGAUAAAACUCUAAAGUGUGAAGUACAAGGGAGUUCGACAGAAUUCACUAAUGAUCAAUGAAAUUUGUUUAGAACACUUUGGCAUGGCCAUCACUCCAUUUUUGCGAAACAACUUUCUGUGAC